Molecule: messenger RNA, 1934 nt
Organism: Maniola jurtina (meadow brown)
Lineage: Eukaryota; Metazoa; Arthropoda; Insecta; Lepidoptera; Nymphalidae
Product: facilitated trehalose transporter Tret1-like
Exons: 3
Coding region: 57-1448 (463 amino acids)
Biological process (GO): transmembrane transport
Cellular component (GO): membrane
Molecular function (GO): transmembrane transporter activity
Source: RefSeq, a predicted model, not a curated record
UUCGACGUUCUAUGUGUAAACAAUUUUAUUGUGAUUAAGUAGAUAAGUAUUUAUUAAUGGUGAAAAUGAAAAGUGUGUUCGAAUUUCAACAGUUCCAAGACGUGCAAUAUGUUUUGAAACAGGUAUUAGCAACACUAGUUACGGGAUGGUUCACUGUGAUAGCAGGAUUUGCAUUUGGGUUCAGCGCGGUUCUGCUGCCAGAACUGCAAAAGGAUGAAGACUUUGAUUAUGACGCUGACAUGGCUUCUUGGAUUGCUUCAAUCACUCCACUAUCUAUGGUGUUUGGAUGCGUCAGUUCAGGCUAUCUUAUCGACUACCUGGGAAGAAAACCUGGACAUAUGGUGCUAGCAGUUACAUCCUUAAUUAGUUGGCUUAUUAUAGCGUUUGCUGCCAACAAUGUGCACAUGCUUAUCGGAAGAUUCAUAGCAGGAUUAUCAGUAGGUGCCAGUAGGCCUGUAUCCUUAGUUUACAUAGGAGAAAUAACUGAUCCCAAAUACAGAAGUUUAACUCUUGUAGCUCCUUCUAUUUCGAUGGGUGUAGGUAUAAUAACUAGUCAUAUUCUAGGAGGGUAUGUUUCCUGGAGACAUUGUUGCUACAUUUACGGGGCACUAAAUGCUUCAUGUGUGAUAUUAUUCUUAUUUUUGAAAGAAAGUCCGCUAUGGUUGAUAUCAAAAGGAAAGAUAGAUGAAGGCACUCAAGCUUUUAAAUGGUUCAGAGGACAAGAUAUAGACUCCGAAAAGGAGUUGCAGUUAGUCUUGCUGCGACAGAAUGAAAAAUCUAACCAAUACUUUUACAAAGAUGUCAUGAGCUUAUCAUUUAUCAAGCCAUUGUUAAUUAUUUUAUUAUUAUCAUUUGUACAGUUUAAUGGAGCUAAUGUUUUCAGUUUUUACGCACAAGAAAUGAUUGAGACUUCGUUUAAAGGCAGUAUUGACCCUUUCGCAUUUAUGAUCGGCAUUGAUGUUGUCCGGUUUGUGAUCAUCAUUUUAAUUUUCGCUUUUAACAAAUUUAUACCUCGCAAGAUUUUUUUCCUCACUGCCAAUUUCUGUUGCGGCAUUUCUUUAUUUAUUUUAGUUGUUUACUUGUUAAACCUUGAAAGAUUUGGGUCCAUAGGGUUAUCCAUAACAAUCACAGUUUUGUUUAUAUCUUUUGGUGGUUCUGUGGUAACUUUAGGUUGGUCAUUUGUACCAGAGUUAUUUUCUGCUAAUUUAAGAGGAUUAGGAUCUGGUAUAGCCGCGGCUAUGUCGUACUUAGUAUUGUUCGUUUGUGUGAAAAUAUCUCCCGGAGUUGCGGCAACAUAUGGAGACGCAGCAAUGUAUGCCUUUUAUGGUGUUGUUACAGUUAUUAAUAACUUAAUCUUGUGUUUUGUACUCCCUGAAACGAGUGGUCGCUCUUUGCAGGAAAUAGAAGAUAGCUAUAAGAAAAGCGGCACUACUGUAUCAAGUUUAUAAUAAUUUUAUUUUAACUUGUGCCUUUUCCAUUUUUAUAAAACGUUUAGAUCUUUAUGUAAGUUAAAUACCAUACUCAAGCUAGCAUUCAAAAAUGUAGGCGCGUACCUAUUUUUUUUUACUGGAAUCAAGCCUGUUACUAAUGGGGAGGGAAUGAAAAUAUAUUGUAUGUUAUAUUAUGGUUAAGAGUUUACUUUUUACUAAUCGAUUUGCUGUUACCAGUUGCGCAGUUUCGUCCUCUAUUUCUGUAACUGUUCAUCAAAUUUUCACCAAACUUAGAUGUUAUCAACCUGACAGUACAACCUUUAUAAAGAAAAAGGAAUUGUGAAAAUCGGUUCUGAUUUGACGGAGUUAUGGAGUAAAAUCGAUAAAAAAUUUGUUUUGUUCGGGAUAAAAACUAUCCUAUAUGCUAAUCCUGAGUAUCAAGUUUUUAAUUUAAAUCCGUCCAGUCGUUUUCGCGUGAUGCGGGCACAGAUAGACAGACAAACA